Caretta caretta (loggerhead turtle) is the source of this 5480-nucleotide messenger RNA. RefSeq names its product EMAP like 4 (gene EML4). Gene Ontology annotation, cellular component: mitotic spindle. Gene Ontology annotation, molecular function: microtubule binding. The record is from RefSeq and is a predicted model, not a curated record. Gene Ontology annotation, biological process: microtubule cytoskeleton organization. NCBI's taxonomy places the organism in Eukaryota, Metazoa, Chordata, Testudines, Cheloniidae.
CGGCGGCGGCGGCGAGUGAGAGCAGCAGCAGCAGGCGCCGGAGGAGCCGCAGAGCCUGGGGGAUCCCCGGGAGGCAGCGCGUGCGGCUCAUGAGCCCGGCGCGGAGCCGCAGCCGCCUCCCGCCGCCGCGGCUCCGCGGGUGAAUGAACCUGCCUCCCCGACCCUCUCCACCAGCGCGAGCGGCUUCGCCGGGGUCCCGGACCCCAGCUUCUCCCGACACAAAAUGGACGGUUUCGCCGGCAGUUUGGAUGAUAGCAUCUCUGCUGCAAGCACAUCCGAUGUCCAAGACCGUCUUUCAGCUCUCGAACUGAGAGUGCAGCAACAAGAAGAUGAAAUCACUGUGCUAAAAGCAGCAUUGGCUGAUGUUUUGAGACGUCUUGCGAUCUCUGAAGACCACGUGGCCUCUGUGAGAAAGUCAGCACCAAGUAAAGGUCAGCCAGGCCUCCGAGAAGCUAUCUCUAUGUCCUGUAUAACCAAUGGAAGUGCAGGAAGCAGAAAAACAGGCCAUAGUUCCUCUGUAUCAAUUGCCAGAAAAGAGACCCUCUCAUCUGCUGCUAAAAGCGGUACAGAAAAAAAGGAAAAACCUCAAGGACAGAGAGAAAAAAAAGAGGAAACUCAUUCUAAUGAUCAAAAUCCACAAAUUCGAGCAUCACCUUCUCCCCAGUCCUCCUUACAGACUCUCCAAACACACAGGCAAACUCAAGAAAGCAAGAGCUCUGCUCCAGCUAAAAGCAUAAAGCGAACUUCGACUGCUGAAAAAUCACAUAGCAUGUGGGACAACUCAGAUGACAGUCGUAAUAAACUGUUGAGGGCAGCUUCAACAUCAAAACUCAUAUCAAAAGUGGCAAAAAAUGCAGAGAAACACAAAGAUGUCAUUGUCAGCCAAGCAAAAAUGUCAACUCGUGAAAAAAACAGCCAAGAGGGAGAGUAUAUUAAGAUGUUCAUGCGGGGUCGACCAAUCACAAUGUUCAUUCCUUCUGAUGUAGAAAAUUAUGAUGACAUUAGGACAGAACUGCCUCCUGAGAAGUUAAAACUGGAGUGGAUAUAUGGGUAUCGUGGAAGAGAUUGUCGAGCCAAUGUAUAUCUCCUUCCUACCGGGGAAAUAGUAUAUUUCAUAGCAUCAAUAGUGGUAUUAUUUAACUAUGAAGAGAGAACUCAGCGACACUACUUGGGUCAUACAGACUGUGUUAAAUGCCUUGCAGUUCAUCCAGACAAAAUUAGGAUUGCCACAGGACAGCUAGCUGGAGUGGAUAAAGAUGGAAGGCCUUUGCAGCCCCAUGUUAGAGUAUGGGACUCAGUGAGCCUGAUGACACUGCAGGUUAUUGGCCUCGGCACUUUCGAGCGUGGAGUGGGGUGUCUGGAUUUUUCAAAAGCAGAUUCAGGUUCUCAUUUGUGUGUGAUUGAUGACUCUAACGAGCACAUGUUGACUGUAUGGGACUGGCAGCGGAAAUCAAAGGUAGCAGAGAUAAAGACUACAAAUGAAGUUGUGCUUGCUGUAGAAUUCCAUCCAACUGACGCAAACACAAUCAUAACUUGUGGCAAAUCUCACAUAUUUUUUUGGACCUGGAGUGGCAAUUCACUAGCAAGAAAGCAAGGGAUUUUUGGGAAAUAUGAAAAACCCAAAUUUGUGCAGUGUUUGGCAUUUUUGGGGAAUGGAGAUGUGCUCACUGGAGACUCAGGUGGGAUAAUGCUUAUAUGGAGCAAAACUACUGUAGAAUCCACGCCAGGAAAAGGGCCUAAAGGUGUAUAUCAAAUAAGUAGACAAAUCAAAGCUCACGAUGGCAGCGUGUUCACACUGUGUCAAAUGAGGAAUGGAAUGCUGCUAACUGGAGGUGGGAAAGACAGAAAAAUCAUUCUGUGGGAUCAUGAUCUGAACCCUGAAAGGGAAAUAGAGGUUCCUGAUCAGUACGGGACAAUCAGAGCAGUAGCAGAAGGAAAAGCAGAUCAGUUUUUAGUUGGCACUUCACGAAACUUUAUUUUGCGGGGAACGUUCAAUGAUGGUUUCCAAGUAGAGGUACAGGGUCACACAGAUGAGCUCUGGGGUCUGGCAACACAUCCCUUCAAAGAUUUGUUGUUAACAUGUGCUCAAGAUAGGCAAGUUUGUAUGUGGAACUCUGUGGAUCACACACUAGAAUGGACCAGGCUGCUAGAUGAACCAGGGCACUGUGCUGAUUUCCAUCCAAGUGGAACAGUGGUAGCAAUAGGAACACACUCGGGAAGGUGGUUUGUUUUGGAUGCAGAAACAAGAGACCUGGUUUCAAUACACACUGAUGGUAAUGAACAGCUUUCAGUGAUGCGCUACUCAGUAGAUGGCACCUUACUUGCAGUAGGAUCCCAUGACAACUUUAUUUACCUCUAUGUAGUGACAGAAAAUGGAAGGAAGUAUAGCAGAUAUGGAAAGUGCACUGGACAUUCCAGCUAUAUUACACACCUUGACUGGUCCCCGGACAACAAGUAUAUAAUGUCAAACUCAGGAGACUAUGAAAUACUAUACUGGGACAUUCCAAGUGGCUGUAAACUUAUCAGGAAUCGUUCAGAUUGUAAGGACAUAGAUUGGACGACGUACACUUGUGUGCUAGGGUUUCAAGUGUUUGGAGUAUGGCCUGAAGGAUCAGAUGGGACGGAUAUAAAUGCUCUUGUCAGAUCCCAUAAUCGAAAGGUGAUAGCAGUUGCUGAUGAUUUCUGUAAGGUCCAUCUCUUUCAGUAUCCCUGCUCCAAGCCAAAGGCCCCCAGUCACAAAUACAGUGCUCACAGCAGUCAUGUGACAAAUGUCAGCUUUACGCAUAACGAUGGUCACUUGAUUUCAACUGGAGGGAAAGACAUGAGUAUUAUUCAAUGGAGACUUGUGGAGAAGAUAACUUUGCCACAGAAUGGCGCUGUAGUAGAAAUUGGUACAACCAAAACACCCACCCCUGCGAGUGAAAGUGUGGUAGAGUCCCGUGCACCUCUUUCACAAUCAUUUGAUGAAAUGGCACAAAAUGAAAGCGUAACCGGCGGCUCUCUCACAUGUGUGGAGAGCAAGUUGGAGCAGACUGUGGAGGCCAGUGAAGAGCAAAGUGAGGAGCAAAGUGAAGGGAGCAGUCUGGAUCCAGGUGAGCCAAGCUACGAAGAACCAUCCAAUGAAACAAGUGAGGAGCAAAGUGAAUCCACUGUUACUGAAGACCAGCAAGAUAAUUCACCGGUGUCUUAACACUUCAAACUCAGAUGGUCUUUAUUUUCCGUUGGUGUGUGUGCUUUCAUAAAGGGGAGAGGGUUUAAAUAGGGGAGGGUAAAUAGCUGAGAUUCAUGCCCACUCCAGCUGUUGGGUUUCAGUGAGUUUUUUAGUCUGACUUUGUUUCAAUAUGUGAACUAUCCCAAGGGCCCAGCUUGACAGUUUGUCAAGAACUGGUCAACGUUAGUAGUGGGACAAAACCAUAGGUUCAUUUUUAAUUCUGAAAUUGCUGUCAGGAAGUGGCAUGAUGUAAAUACUGGAAAAAAGGUUAGUUCUAAGGAAAAGCUGAAAUAAACCACCUUAAUCUUGUGAAAGUGUUUUCUGGAAGUACUAACACCAAACAGAAGCACUGAAUAAAUACCAGCUGAAUAAUACUGUGCUGUUUUUCCAGGUGCAUAAAAAAAAUCUGAAAAAUUAAUUUUGUGGAGCUGUUCUUUCUUUUUUUAAUGAAAAAAGGAAAAACAAGAAUAAUGCCAUGUUCAUGAAACUGCCUUCUUGAUAUAACACAUAUGCAAUUUUCUAACACUACUAAUUCCUAAUGGAGUGUGGACAUGUUUGCAGUCUGUCUGCCCUAGGUGCUGCUCGUUCUAAUGCAAAUCAUAUCAAGGAACAGUUUUUAUUGAUCCUUGUUUAUAGACCUAUUUAAUCAUAGAACUUAACAAAACAUCUGUUUGUUCAUGAAUUAUUGAUGACCUAAAAGUUGAUUACAAUGUAAGAGGCAAUUGUGUUUUCAAAGAAUUGCUCGCCUUGAUAUUUUGAAACUUAAGAAUCUUUAUAUUGACCUUGAUGUGAACAGAAGAGAAUGCAUGACAAGAAAACAAAAGUCUAAUGGUUCUAGGGUUAAACGUAGGCUUCAAGCAGAAAUCGUUCCCUUAUGUCUAGGAGAAAUAUAAAUAUAGUUAAAUUGGUGCUUGGGAUUAGUAUAGUAAGAUGUUACUUUUUUUUCCUGUUAUGUGGUGACUUUAAGAAUCAAUAAACUGCAAAUGUUUUUUUACUGGCUCCUUUAGCAGUCAUGAUAAUAUCACAAUAAUUUAGAUAAUGUUGCGUAUUUUGAGAUUUCCUCUUUGGUGAUUUUUCUUUCGCCCAGUUGCUGUAAGCCAUGCAGCUCUUAUGUGGCUAUACCUGGCCAGUUACAGGAUAUCAUGGCAUUUGUUAUGCAUUUGGAAAGUAAAUUUUUUUUUUACAAAACUUGUCAGACAGCUACAUUUGUUUCUUAAGUACAUAAGUUUCCUACAUUAAAAAGAAAAAAUAGAUUUACUGACAAGUAUGCAUUUCCUAUGUACUUGUUUAUAUUUUGAUUACAUAGAAUUUUUUUAACUUGCUGCAUUGUGCUGAUAUUUUAGGUUUUAGUUAGAAAGUCUUGUUUAGAAACUUUGGAUGAGUUCAUAAGUCUUAAGUGUGCGAGCGUUUACGUGAUUGUGCCAUUCCAAAGUGCAUCAAAACUGUCAUUCCCUUUCUAGUAUCUUCUCAGGAGUAAUGCUACAGAUCAGGUAUUUAGUCAUCAUUUGGUAAGAUCAAAAAACUCAAAUGGACUCCCAAAGGAUAUUUAUAAAAAUAUAUAUAUUUAUAUAUAUAUAUAUAUAUAUGAAUAUAUAUGAAUAUAUAAAAUAUCCUCUUGUUUACAACAGUUCCAGAAAACCUCAAAAUAAUUCUCUUCAAAUGAAGGGAGAUGUGGAUUCCAAGCAACCCAACUGCUUAAACUGUGCUCUGUACAUAGUAUUUUAUUGGAGAGCUCUAGUGUGUCUGACUUACAGUUUUGCCCAAUAAUAGUGACAGAAGAUAAAGAUCAGCUCAUCAAAUUAUAUGGUUUCAAAUGAGGAAUAUGCUGUAAGGUGAGAAAAUAAUUCUAAUAAAGAAAAAAGGGUUUAUCAAAGCCAGUGAGGCACAGAGCUCUCUCUAUCAUUUUUAUGAACUCCACAUAAGCAACACAUGUCAUUUGGAAACAUCUAUCCUUAGGGGUUGCCAUGUAAAGUGAGAGUUAUAGUUGUGAUAUUCUUGUGUUGUAGUUCAAAAGACUCUACUAAUAUGCAAAAAGCCUUACAGCUUUCAAUUGCUGGCAACUACUGUUUAACCGAUAAUUAAAUCUGUGAUAAUGGAUGGAAAUGGGUGGGAUUAUGUCACUGUAGAUGUUUUAGACAAAUAAUUGUGAAUGAAAUAUGAUUCAGAGUGUUUCAUGUGAAGAUGUUUGAGCCAUUUCUAUCUAUCAUGCAUUCCUGUCUCAUGGCAGAAAAUUUUGAAGAUUAAAAAAACAAUAAAAUCAUCAAAAUAA